UCCGGCCGCGCCGUCGAGGAGAGGAAGCCAAGCCCGACGGCGCGGCAGGGAGCAGCCGAGGGGGAGUUUUCCUCGACGGCGCGGCCCCCGGAGGCUUCAUCCCCGGCCCGGGCCACGCCCUCCGGGCUGGACGGGGCCGCCCUAUAAAGCCCCCUUCGCCCGCGGCUGGGCCACCUCUCCGGCCCGCCCCGUCGCCAGCAUGUUGCAGAGCCGGCCGCUGCCCUUCUCGGCGCUGGGCGAGCCGGCCGUCGAGGCCACCCGGGACCCGGCGCCUCCGCCGCGGAGCCGCUUCGACAUCGAGUCGCUGCUGGCCAAGCCGGAGCCGCCCCGUCGGAGCGCGCCCGGGGCCAGCCUCUGGGCCACCGCCGCCUCCCCGGGCGCGCUGCGCUUCGGCUGCGCCCUCCGGUUCCUGCCGCUCCCCGCCGUCUGCUUGGGCGAGAGGACCCCCGCGCUGCUCCCGCUGCCGCCCCGCCAGUGCGCCCCGACCGGCUGCAGGAGGCCAGAGCUGGAAUUUGCUCACUGCGCCCUGGCUGGCUCCCUGGGGGCUCCCCUUUCCUGGAGAUCGGGGGGUCCCUGCAAGAUGAAGAGGGUGCGCACCGUCUUCACGCCAGAGCAGCUGGACCGGCUGGAGAAAGAGUUCCUCAAGCAGCAGUACAUGGUGGGCAACGAGAGAGUGGACCUGGCCGCCACCCUGCACCUCACAGAAACCCAGGUGAAAGUCUGGUUCCAGAACAGGAGAAUCAAAUGGCGGAAGCAGAGCCUGGAGCAGAAGGCAGCCAAGCUCUCGCAGUUUGGGGGGCCGCAGCCCGGCCCCCGGGGGCUGCCAGACGAGGAGGACAGUGGCGAGAAUGAGGAGGGGGACGUGGACAUCGAAGUCUAGCGGUUGCUGCCCCAGCUGAGGACACCACUUUGCAUCUGCCUCCUGGGGAGGCCAGGACUUGAUGGCGCCCCCAUGAACACCCCCAGAGCCUUGCCUGGUCCACCUGGGGGCUGGGGCUGGUGGUCUGGGCCUUUGGAUGCCAGUCUUGGUCUCUUUGUGUGCACACUCAUUGCCUGGCUCCAUCGGGCGCCAUUCAGCGAAGGGCUUCCGCUAGGACUUUGGGCUGUGCGGCAGAACUUUCUCUGUCUCUGUGCACCCCUAAAUCUGUUCUGGGGAUUCCCCAGACCCAGUGGAUCAGAGCUGGGUGGGGGCAGCAGGGAGAAGAGAGGCAGGGGAUUUUGCAUUGCGCAGCCAGAAGUCCUUGCGCUAGUGGACUCUCUUGGCUGCAUUCCACCCAUUGCGUUCUGCUCUCUGCCUCUGCUUCUGGGCACUAAUGUGGCGCCAGGGAGCUGGUCAGUAGGACACACUGGAGCAAGGAGGCUCUGUUGAACUAGCCAGCCCAUAUCCAGACUCAGGAUUGUCUUCCAUGAAUCCAUGAAAUGAUGUAUACAUUAAUCCUGUGGCGGUGAGUUCCAUAGGUCAGUUAUACAUUGCCAAAUUGUAGAUUUGGCCCUGGAGCUUAAUGCAAACCUUGGUGAAUGUUUGAAAUCUGAAUCUAAUAUCUCAAAGUUUAAUUGUAGCCGUUAACAUUACACCACGUCAAACCAUUUUCCUUAUGUAGCUCAGGUUUGUCAGCACUGACUGGCAGAACUUUCCAGGAUUUGAGAUGGGGAAGAUUCACAGCUGUACCUGGAAAAGCCGGGAGUUGAUCUUGUGACCUUUUCAUCUAGCAGAUGUUCUGCCACUGAGCCUCAACCCUAAACUGAGCCUCAACCCUUCCUUGCUAAGUUUGCCGCCGACUCCGCCGUUUCCUCGGACUGGUGAUUCAGAGCCUCUUGGCAAUCUCAGGGUAUAACUGAUUGUGCCUCUUCCUUUCUUAAAAAAGCAGGACAUUGCAAAAUGGCCGGUCGCGAAUCGCGAUAUUUAUUUAUAUAGCAGUAGCUGCACUUUUUAAAGUAGAAAAAGAUAUAAUUUAAUUUAUUUCUUCCUCUUGUGUUUUUUGUGUUUGUGCCAUCGAUAAAAUCUGGUUUUGUAGGAAAGCAGAAAAAUAAAAACUUUAUAUGCAAAUCCUGUUCUGUCCCAGAGGCAACUGUCCUGGGAGUCUGCUGCGCCAAGCAGCGCUCAUGGCUACGAUGCGCGGUAGCAAUCCUGCGCACGCCAGCAGAAAGACUUGAGUUCCAGGUGCAAGACCUGACUGCCCAUGUUGGUCAGGGCUCUUUCUCCCCUGUGGGCCAAAGUCAAAAUUAGCAUCGGUUUCUGUGCGACUUACGGGCUGCAUCAAAGCCU
Molecule: messenger RNA, 2266 nt
Organism: Podarcis muralis (Common wall lizard)
Lineage: Eukaryota; Metazoa; Chordata; Lepidosauria; Squamata; Lacertidae
Product: homeobox protein not2-like
Biological process (GO): regulation of transcription by RNA polymerase II; neuron differentiation; central nervous system development
Cellular component (GO): nucleus
Molecular function (GO): DNA-binding transcription factor activity, RNA polymerase II-specific; RNA polymerase II cis-regulatory region sequence-specific DNA binding
Source: RefSeq, a predicted model, not a curated record